Molecule: messenger RNA, 2145 nt
Organism: Brugia malayi
Lineage: Eukaryota; Metazoa; Nematoda; Chromadorea; Rhabditida; Onchocercidae
Exons: 13
Coding region: 1-2145 (714 amino acids)
Molecular function (GO): ubiquitin protein ligase activity
Source: RefSeq, a predicted model, not a curated record
AUGACUUCUGAUGGAGAUAGUUUGCUUAAAAAUGCAUCCAGUGAUACGAUAUCCAGUGCUGGAUCAUCUGAGAUCGUUGUAUCAGAAUCAUUAGACGAUACGACUCCAAGUGAAUCUAAUGAAUUUGGAGACUGUGGAACUUUGAAAAGACUCUUUAAAAAGAGUGCUGACAUUCGAAAUAAAUUCAAAGAAUCAGUUCCUGAUGACGGACUACAAAUUGCGAAUUACGAUGAAAAUACGGUGGUAAAUCAGGGCACAUCGGAAUGGCCUCUGCCGCAGCUUACUUUUCACCAUGUGCAUGGUUCUAACAUACAGAUUUUACGAGGAGGACGAGUCGCGAGACGAAGGGAAUCUUUCUGUAAAGGACUUGCAUUCAGCAGUCGACCGAUACAAAUAGAUGAGAAUGUUUGCAUUCGAUUUGCCGAAGUGGUUUCAAAUUGGUCUGGUGUUUUACGCUUCGGUGUUACAAAUGUUGAUCCUGAAACUUUCCGCGGUAUCGAACUACCGAAAUUUGCAUGUCCGGAUUUAACGAGUAAAGAAGGCUAUUGGGCAAAAGCAUUACCAGAGCGUUACUCUGUCGCCGGUUCAAUUUUGCAUUUUUAUGUGAACGCUGAGGGCGAACUUUAUUACGGAAUAAAUGGUGUUUUAAAAGGACAGUUUCUGAAUGGAAUCAAUGUGUUUUCGCCCUUAUGGGUUAUUGUUGAUAUAUAUGGGAAUAGUUCCUCACUUGAAUUCAUUGAUCCGAAUGAAGUGAGGUUUCGGUCAGCACGGUCAGCAGUGAGUAGGAAUCGUGCAAGCAGUCGACCUCUUUCAGCAACAUCAGUUUCACAAACACAAAUUGCAACGACGAGCACUACGACGCAUCACCGACAUCCUAGAAAUAGUUCAAAUACGCGGCCAGAUUUUCCUCCUUUGAAAUAUCAUACAGGCGCACAGUUUACACCGUUAACUUUCCAUACUGUCCGUGGAAAGCAUGUUGCUUUGACUCACGCUUAUACUGUUGCUGAAAGACAUGCUGGUGAAUAUGCCUGUGGUUACGUUUUCACAUCCAGACCUCUUGCACUAAAUGAAAAAAUCGUGAUUCAGGUAUUGGAUAUAGAAUCAGCUUAUACGGGUAGUAUGGCGUUCGGAUUGACCUGCUGUGAUCCGGUUAAUUUGCAAGGGUCGACACUUCCCGUGGAUAGUGAUGAUCUUUUAGAAAGACCGGAAUAUUGGGUUGGCAUAAAAGAUGUAGCUGCACAACCUAAAAUUAGUGAUGAACUAUCGUUUUGGAUCACCGAAAAAGGUGAGGUUUAUUUUGCGAAGAACAACCUCACGCCUCGAGUCAUCAUUCAUGUGGAUACGUCUGUGAAGCUGUGGGCAUAUUUCGAUGUUUACGGCACGACUCAGAAAAUACGUGUACUAGGAAGUAUUAAAAUAGUAGCAGCGUAUCAAAUGGCAGUGCGUUUGCCGCCAGUUCCAGCAAUCACAAGAACUUCUCGUAGUUUGCUUGACUUAUCUCCUGAAAUACGAACGGAUGCUGGAAGAUCAAGUAGCGAAUUAUGUGCUUUUCCAACAACGAGUGCUCAUCUUACGCAUGGCAGUCGUGAGAACUGUUCUCCUUUUUUAUCCAGACGAACGCAGUCGGAAACUGGUGACAGUUUGAGCGGAGUGUUUUUACGUCUACCAUGUUCUUCACAAGCAGAAAGGAGAGUACCUACUUCAGCACCUACCGUAGCUAUGCCUUCGAGGCCGGUAUUCAUGAGUGGGGAACAUUUCAUCGACUUCCUGGAAAAUUUAGAUAACAUUCAUGGACUUCAUGGUAACGAACCCAACAUAUCUCAUCGAUCGCAAUUCCCAUCACCUCUGGUUCCAGCCAGAUCAUCUCCUGUGCGGCUUCUGCCAGGAAGGCCACCUUUACAUCCUUCACUACGUCCACCAUUAUUCGCACAGACGGAAAGCCACCAGCAACGGUACGGUGAUGAUGAGGGUGAAGUUGGCGAUGAAUGUAGGAUUUGUAUGAACUCUAAAGUAAACUGUGUAAUCUACACAUGUGGACAUAUGUCGAUGUGUUUCGAAUGUGCCACAGAAACAUGGCACUUGAAUGGAGAAUGCCCCAUAUGUCGUAAAAAGAUCGAGGAUGUCAUCAAAAUUUACAAAUCAUAA